UAGUUGAGCUCAUUUAGUUUUUAGUCCCUAUAAACUUUAUCGUGCUUACUUUUCCCCCAAUACAAAGUACAGGCAAGCACUUCUGGUAUUGACUUCUACUCGUCCAAGGGAAAAGCAGUAGACUUGACAGUACAAAUAAUAUGAAAAAAAUUGUAAUAAAUUAAAGAGUGACGGAUUCUAAAGAAUAAUAACAGAGUUGGAAUGUAAGUGGUGUGUUUAUCCUUGUUGACUUUAACUUCUACUGCUUUUACUUUUUUAACCCACAUGGUUUUACUGACCCUUUAUAUAUAUUGAGCUUCUAUUCUGUUUCGAAGUAUCUUCCGCCGCAGUCCACACCAAUCUUCUGCUGCCUUGAAGUGCUGAAAAACUUGUAGGAUAUGAGUCGAAGAGUAAGGCAGAAACGUGAACAUAGUAGGGGAGAAAAGACAAACGUUAGUUCAGAGACCCUUGAUUGUGGAAGUUUGACUUCAGCUACUAUUUCUGGAGUUGAUUGGACAACCUUGCCUGAUGAUACAGUUAUUCAACUGUUCUCUUAUUUAAACUACUGAGACCGAGCUAGCUUGGCAUCAACUUGCCAAACAUUUAGGCUCUUAAGUUCUUCGCCCUGUUUAUGGGGGUCACUGGACCUCCGUUCUCACAGAUUUGACACUGAAGCUGCAGUCUCACUCUCCCCACGAUGCAAAAAUCUCCAGAGACUUAAAUUUCAUGCAGCAGGCUCAGCAGAUGCAUUAGUUAGUCUUCAAGCAAGGGAACUUCGAGAAAUUAGUGGUGAUUUCUGUCGGGACAUUACUGAUGCUGCACUUUCAGUGAUAGCAGCAAGACAUGAGAUGCUUGAGAGUGUCCAUUUUGGCCCAGAUGCUUGUGAGAGAAUAAGCAGUGAUGCAAUCAAAGCACUUGCAUAUUGCUGCCCAAGGUUGCGGAGGCUCUGGAUGUCAGGUGUUAAGGAAGUUAAUGGAGAUGCUAUAAAUGCUUUGGUUGAACAUUGUAGGAAGUUAAAGGAUGUUGGGUUCAUCGAAUCAGACAACAUUGAUGAAGUUGCUCUUGGAAACUUGAAUUCUGUUAAAUUUUUAUCAGUUGCGGGGACUAGAAACUUGAAAUGGGGAUCUGCGGCACAAGUUUUGAGUAGAUUGCCUUGCUUGGUGUGUUUAGACAUUUCUAGAACUGAUGUAAAUCUGAGUGCUAUUACAAGGUUUUUGUCAUCAUCCCAAAAUUUGAAAGUAGUGUGUGCCUUGAAUUGCCCAGUUUUUGAGCGUGAAGUUGACAGUAACCCUAUGCAAAGUCACAAAGGCAAAGUACUGCUUACUUUUCUGAAUGACAUUUUCAAGGGAGUGACAUCAUUAUUUGCUGACAAUUCCAAAAAUGUUACUGAUGUUUUACAGUAUUGGAGGAGAACAAAGAAUAGAGAUAAAAACUUGGAUGAGAUUGUUGUUUGGAUUGAAUGGAUCUUUUCAUAUUCACUUUUGCGUAUUGCUGAAAAUAAUCUGAAGGAGUUGGACGAUUUCUGGCUCACACAAGGGGCAGCAGUAUUACUCAGUUUAUUGCGAAGUUCACAGGAGGAAGUUCAAGAAAGAGCAGCUACUGCUAUUGCAACUUUUGUAGUCAUUGAUGAUGAAAAUGCUACUGUUGAUUGCCAGAGAGCUGAGGCAAUUUUACGGGGAGAUGGAAUACGGUUGCUAUUGGACCUUGCAAGAUCUUGUCAAGAGGGGCUUCAGUCUGAAGCAGCUAAAGCUAUAGCAAACUUGUACAUUGAUUCAAAAGUUGCAAAAGCUGUUGCUGAAAGUGGAGGAAUCAAUAUUCUUGCCAAUUUAGCAAAAUCAAUAAACAGACUGGUAGCUGAAGAGGCUGCUGGGGGGCUUUGGAAUCUUUCUGUUGGGGAUGAUCAUAAGGGUGCCAUUGCAGAGGCCGGUGGUAUAAAAGCUUUAGUUGACCUUAUAUUCAAAUGGUCUUCAAACACUGAUGGACUUCUUGAACAUGCAACUGGAGCACUGGCAAAUUUGGGAGCUGAUGAGAAAUGCAGCAUGGAGGUGGCUGUGGCUGUGGCUGGUGGAAUCCAUGCUUUAGCUAUGCUGCUCGCACUUGCAAAUUUGAAGGAGUGCAAGAGCAGGCUGCUCGUGCCUUGGCUAAUUUGGCUGCUCAUGGGGAUAGCAAUAGCAAUAAUGCUGCUAUUGGACAAGAGGCAGGUGCAUUGGAAGCAUUGGUGCAACUUACUUAUUCUCAAAAUGAAGCUGCAGGAAGCGGCUGGUGCUUUGUGGAAUUUAUCAUUUGAUGACAAAAAUCGUGAAGCAAUUGCUGCAGCUGGUGGUGUUGAGGCACUGGUUGCCCUAGCUCAAUCUAGCUCAAGUGCCUCCCGAGGUCUUCAAGAAAGAGCUGCAGGUGCCCUUUGGGGAUUGCCAGUAUCAGAGAGUAAUAGCAUUGCUAUUGGAAGACAAGGCGGUAUAGCCCCCCUUAUUGCCUUAGCAUGCUCAAAUAUUGAAGUAAGUUUUUCACUCCUUGCUUGCAGAUUAGUCGUUUCUUUCAAAUUUAGUUUAAGAUGUUUUUCUUUACAUUCAUUGUGAUUGUAAUCUUGUUAUAUCCUCUAUCUAAUGUUGUUGUUAGUGCAAUUGCAUUGGUUGUGAUUUCUUUGACUUUUUUUUUUUUUUGAAAACAAUUUAGAGAAUAAAAUGACUUAAAGUUGAUGUGAA
Gossypium arboreum is the source of this 2681-nucleotide messenger RNA. Its product is annotated as protein ARABIDILLO 1-like. Bases 828 to 2555 code for a protein of 575 amino acids. The transcript is spliced from 9 exons. The record is from RefSeq and is a predicted model, not a curated record. NCBI's taxonomy places the organism in Eukaryota, Viridiplantae, Streptophyta, Magnoliopsida, Malvales, Malvaceae. Gene Ontology annotation, molecular function: protein binding.